AACAUCUAUGACCUACAUAGGAUUUAAGCCUCAGCAACCUUUCUAUUGCGAAUAUGGUUCUGUGAUGCUUCGCUCUCUUUAUUAUCCGAUCUAAUGUCGCCCAUCUUGCGAAAUGUCACCAACAAGUGUCUACAUUCGCACCCGCCAAGAUGAUCUUGUAAGACGGGCAAACGUUGGGCAGUGAUUACACGAGGCGCAGCAGACUUUCUAUCAUAAAAUAUGCCGGUCAAUAUGCAUAUAAUACUAGCAUAAGAAUUAUUGUACCGUUGAGUCAUGUUGACGCUGUUCUAAAAUACGUUUACAGGUACCAUCCACACAGGCAGACAGGGAAUCCAGGCGUGGCUUUGUUUUUCCGAAUUAGGUCAUAUUGACAAGUCGAAGGGCGCGCAAAUAUCAUAUGUAUGGCAUAGAUAUAGCCAACAUGGAGCCUUGGAAGUCCCGAAAACCGGAUACCCUGAACCAAAUAAAGCUAAGUUCGAUCGGUUCAAUAUAAGAUGCCCCUAGGACACUCUGCUUCCUUUUCAACUCGUAUUCUGGUCAAAUCUACAUGUUCGAGUAUAGUUGCGGUUUCCUUUUCAUCUCCUUGUCAUCUUGUCAUUUAUAUCAUUCGCCACGACUCGCAUUCGCAUGAUGUCCACGAAAAUGGCAUCAGUUGUUACCACCACCGAGGUCCAGGUGAAGCAGACAUGCGAGGUGACCAUCGGCGACGCACUGGCGUCUGAUGCGGCAGCGAUAGCUCUGAUCGGUGCCAACACUUUCACCGCAACCUUCGGUUUCUCCGUCCCAGAAGACGACUUGGCAGACUUUUUAGCAGAGACGUACUCGUCAGAAGCUAUUGAGGCGGAUAUCAUAAGCUCGCAUGAGAACAACAUCAGCACAUUUGUCGCCCGUGAUGAAAUGGGCUCCAUCUUAGGUUUUGUGCAGCUCGUUCGCGGCCUUACGGAUUCAUCCUUAAAGGGAGAUCCCUCCUCGCACGCCGAGCUGCGGAGGCUUUACGUAGAUACCACAGCCCAUGGCAAGGGUAUCGGGAGCAAACUCAUCGCUGUCGUCGAGAACAAGGCCAGGUCUGAAGGCUUCAAGCAGCUAUGGCUUACCGUCUGGGAGUACAACAAGAGCGCACAACGACUCUACCAGAGGCUAGGGUACUCGAAGGUAGGCGCUGUGGAAUUCGCUACCGGAACCUGCAUUCAGACGGAUUGGGUAUUGGUAAAAAGCCUGUGAUUGAUUUGAGUCAGUCAUGCCUCCUCUUUUUAGACAUCGGGCAUAGAGACAUGGAUAGAAAGGAAGCGGAUUUGCAUACAUAGACGGGGCGUUGGUACAUACAAAAGACUUUGGGCAUUCGGUGGCAGUUUUCACUCGUACAUAUCACUAAAAGGGGCGUUAUGGUGGCAGCAUCUCCAUAGCUGAACAACGCACAAAUGGACGACGAUGAAUUUCUACAUAUCAGACCAGUCCGAUAGAUCAUAAUUACAACAAUUACAAUUCAGAUGAAUGAUUUA
Molecule: messenger RNA, 1499 nt
Organism: Daldinia loculata
Lineage: Eukaryota; Fungi; Ascomycota; Sordariomycetes; Xylariales; Hypoxylaceae
Product: acetyltransferase
Exons: 1
Coding region: 628-1221 (197 amino acids)
Molecular function (GO): acyltransferase activity, transferring groups other than amino-acyl groups
Source: RefSeq, a predicted model, not a curated record